Tribolium castaneum (red flour beetle) is the source of this 545-nucleotide messenger RNA. RefSeq names its product cyclin-dependent kinase inhibitor 1C. NCBI's taxonomy places the organism in Eukaryota, Metazoa, Arthropoda, Insecta, Coleoptera, Tenebrionidae. The record is from RefSeq and is marked validated. Bases 46 to 462 code for a protein of 138 amino acids. The transcript is spliced from 2 exons.
AUCAGUAGAUCACUUAUCAAAACACGAUAAACAACAAAAUUCACAAUGAAUUACAUAAACAUUCUUGCUACAUGUCUAUUACUCCAAGUAACAUUCAUAACAGGAUCGCAAUUCCUGCCAUCGGUCCAAGCACCUGUUGCAUUUCGACAAUUCUUUCCACCGAGCGUCUUCCCGUAUGCCAGUAGCGUAGCUACAGGAAUUUUACCAGCGCCUGGAGUGUUAGCUCCAACUGUAUAUUCCGCCCCAUUAGUACCAAAUGUGGGACCUGCCGUUGCUCCAGUCGUUCCUCGAGCUGUCGUUCCGCCUCCAUUUGCUGGAUAUGCAGGCCCUCUUCUUCCCGCUCCUGCUGGACUGCAAGCCAGAUCCAUCCAUGCCGUGGCUCCUGCUGCUGUUCCUGCCGUGGCACCAGCUGCUUAUCCAGAAGUAGCUCCUGCUGUAGCUCCGGUUGCAUUUGCAAGGUGAUAGCAAUGCUUCAUAGGUAUUAGAAAUAUUGUACAUAAUUUUAUGUGAAAUAUACUUUUCCACAAUAAAUAACAUUUUUAUAA